CCAUUACGAUGCGACACGUGCAUAUGCACUCUCGAAGCUUGCCAAUGUUCUGCACACCAAGGAACUUGCUCGGAGACUCCAGCAAAUGGAGGCAAACGUGACAGUAAACUGUGUCCAUCCAGGAAUAGUUAGGACCAGACUCACCAGAGAACGCGAGGGCCUUAUUACAGAUCUGGUGUUCUUCUUGGCUUCCAAGCUCUUAAAGACAAUCCCUCAGGCUGCCGCAACGACUUGCUAUGUUGCGACGAAUCCGAGGCUGACGAAGGUGUCUGGGAAGUACUUUGCUGAUUGCAAUGAAACGUCGCCGUCGAAAAGGGCUUCCAACUUAAGCGAAGCAGCUCAGUUAUGGACUGCCUCUGAAAUUAUGGUUUCUAGAGACCCCAAACCAAUUCUUCCUGCAAUCAGCGCCUGAGCCCCACAAGAAAAGUUAGAAAAGUACAUGAAUUACUAAAGAAAAUAUAGACAUGAAAAUAGUAUCCAUAUGCAUUUGCAUGGUUAUAUAUAUGCAAUAUCAUAAAUAUUAGUUGUUAAUCUAGAGAGAUAGAUGUAAUCUAUAUAUUAUAUAUAUUGAGAAACCAAACGUAGGUAGGAAAAGAAGGAAUAUGUCACCAGAAUAUACGAUAUAGACAGCUUUUAAUA
This is a messenger RNA of Morus notabilis, 639 nucleotides long. Its product is annotated as short-chain dehydrogenase TIC 32, chloroplastic. The annotation marks the transcript as partial. The transcript has 4 exons. The record is from RefSeq and is a predicted model, not a curated record. NCBI's taxonomy places the organism in Eukaryota, Viridiplantae, Streptophyta, Magnoliopsida, Rosales, Moraceae.